AUGGCUGAUUCUGGAAGGCUUCCAGGAUCAGCCUCUCCAACUCUGACGGCUGCUCCUCCUCAGGGUAACUGUAUGGAAUAAAAAUAUAUCUUAUUCUUGUAAAUUAUGAAUAAAAUACUUUUUUUCAUUUUUACUGACAUGAGAGAGCAAAAAAAAAUAUAUGACUGAAACAUGAGAGGCAACGAAUACAAUACAAUCAGAAACAUACACAUUUGUUUUCUAGUAACAUUUUCAGAUGUGAAUAAAAUUAUAACCCCCUUUUACCUAACCAACAUUAGAUAUGAGUUUGACUCUGCAGUUUCUUGGGAAACAAAAUUACAUGGUAUUUACCACAAGUUACCACCCUAAGGUCCUAGUGACUUACUUCAUUGUGACAGCCUCUUGUGAGAUGGAAAAGGGAAGGCAGUGAUAGAAUGGAUUAAGUGACCUAUAAAAAAAUCUAUUUGGCUUUACACAGGUAAUAAAUCUGAUAAUAAACAAUCAUGUUUAUUACUAACCUUAGACAAUAAAAACAAACUGUCUAUGAAAGAGAAGGAAAGCACUGUAAACAGGAAAUGAAAUAUGACAGCUGAAACUUUUUGAGAGAAAAAUAUAUUCCAGUAUGCAACAAAAAGGUAUCCUGAAAUGUUCUUUAUUUUUCAGAGGGGACUAAAGUGAUGCCUCUUUUGAGAUAUCCACAAGCUCAAAAACCUGAUAGACUCAGGUUUAAAAUAAACAAGUCAUAAGGAGGACACAUUAUUUUUUUUCACUAAGAUAGUUCUGAGCCUGGGAAGGAUUGAUCAGAAAAAAAAACGCAACCUGAUCAAACUUUUAACCUGUUUUUGAAUACUGUUUUUUUUACCAAGAGUUUAUAGCUAACCACUGAAGUUUGACCUUCCAGUUCACACAUGGUUUAAUGAUUAAACUUCCGGUUGACUACUAAGAUUCACAUUACUUUGCCCAGUUUACUGGUCACUAGUGCUCAGUUGCAGAAGAAAGCCAGAGGACCUUGUGUUUAUGAGAAUUCAACGAGAUCUUCCAGAUUGGAGUCAACAUGUCUGCCCAUUUUACUACAGGUCUGAACCCUCUUUGACUUUGUUUAUACUAACAGGCUCUUUAUAUGACUGUUUUUCAGUUCCAACAAAGAUUUUUGAUGGCAGGAAUGUGCAGGUUUUAGAUUUGUGAAGAAGAUUUAAAUUGAAAAUGACCCUGAAAACUGUUGAGAGCAACCUUUACCACAACUGAUCAUUUCUGUCUGUCUGUGCUUCUGUAGUUUUUUUUAUUUCAUCUACUCAGCAAGAGCCUGCUGUAGAGGCACUUUGGCCAGGAAGGUAUAACAAGGAAAAAGUAAUUAAUGAAAGUAUCUCGUGUGGCUUCUUGUUGGAAGGCCCUUUCUGUGAUAGGAAUAUGAAUAAAAAUAAGGCUCCUCACUAUAAUGAUCACAUUCUUUGCCAUGAGCUGUCCAAACAUCACUUUUGCAACCAUUUAAACAUUAUGAAAGUCAUUCAUGUAGCUCUGAAUCAGUAGGGCUAUAAUACCAGAAUGACACGUUUGGAGCCUGGUGUAAGAUGUAAUUAUUUUGUUUAAAUGCACAUUCAGCCCCUGCUUUUCUAUGAAACAUUAUUGGCUGUGAAUACAAUCUAUUUGUUUUUGAAUAAAAUGAUGCGGUGCCUCAGAGCUGCUUAAAAGAGAAAAAGUUACCAAAAAGUUGCCAUGUGCAAUUAAGUGGUCAGUCAAACAGGUGGUGAGUCCCAGAGGCGAGUCCAUGGAAGGCAUGGAGAGCGAGUCUACAGCUUCCCUAAAGAUUGUAAUGCAUCAGAGAUGCAGGAUACAUAAAUCAGCAGAUAGCAACAUAAAAGCCCAUCUUGUUGAAAACUGUCCUGUUUGCAUUUAAGGUGUCUCAUUUGUGUCGUUUGUGUCUGUAGAAAGACAAAAAAGAUGCUACAGGAAGGAUUUUCUUUCUUAUAAUCUACAGUACAUGCAGACAGCAGCUCCAUUGGGUUUACAACUGCAGCACCUCCCAACACAAAUCUCAGACUGAAUGGCGUGGACAUCGCUGUGAUUGUUGUCUACUUUGUCAUUGUCAUGGUGGUUGGAAUCUGGGUAAGAUGUGAAGUUCGCUAAAGUCAUAUUGCUCAGCUAAGGCUAAAGUCACCCAUGUAACAAAGCCAACUAUCAAGAGAGAGCAAAAUGACAGAAAUUAGUUUUUAGAGUAUCUAUAGAAGAGGAUGCUGAGUUUGCCUAUCUGACAUCCCCAGACAGUGUUCCACACUUGACCAGCAUGAACUGCAAACGUUCAGUCAAUUCAUGUAACUUGGGAUGGAAAUCAUCCUGAAGAUUAUCUUUUUAACCCCAUGUGCCUAUUUAUUCGAUAUUUAAAGAUCGUAAUUAGCUGAUUAAAACACAUCCAUAUAGGUCAGUGCUGACUCGGACAGAAUAUGUAGCCUACCAGAGUGAAUCAUAAUUUCAUUUAACCUGAAAAAAACAUACACUUAUUUUUAUUUUGAAAACAUCGAUGUGUCUUUUAUGGUUCAAGAUCAAAAUGUGAAGUUGCAUUUACAAUUUUUUUCAGUUAAAAACUUUUGACCCUAAUUUAGCUCAAUAUUAAUCCAGAUCCAUGUUUCCAUCACUUGGCUGUCUCUAGGGGAAGAUUGAUGGCAACUUUAAGGCACGGUGACACCUGCUGGUCAUUUUAGAUACCUACUUUCAGCGUGCCUUGUUGGUCUUGUCUUAUCUGUUUAAUAGCUGAUAAAUAUCUCUCUCUCACUCAAUCAAUAAAUAGUCUACUUCCGUGUAAACCCUAUACUGCGUACACUACUUGUUUUGAUUUAGAGUGCAUAUGAGGGCAGACGGUACAAUGAAAGUCAGUUUCUCCAUGCUGCCAGCACAGGAGCUCCUUUGUGAAGGGUAGGACCCUUAUUUUGAAGAAAUCCACCCUGAACAUCAUUCAUCAGUCAUUCAUUGGUAUUAUUUGUAUGGUUGCAUUGGUAUUACUUAUGUUGUUACCUAGGCCAUGUGUGAAGACAUGUCAGGCGCAUUAAAUUUGUACUGUAGUAGGUGUGUGACUUAUCAACAAUCAAUAUAUUGGCAGAAAUAGAGGGCCCCAAAAUCAAAAUUUACUUAGGGCCCCAUUGAGGCUUCGCCAUCACAUUCCAAAGAAAAAGAAAAAAACCUGGGUAGUUAAUGCUCAGUCAAAGCACAGCUGAGCCAGUCAUCAUAUGUUGUUGGUGUAAAUGUGUUUUAUUGUACACUGUAUGAGUUGUUUUAAGUGUACAGCUGGCCAAAUUUUUCUCCUUUUGUCCUACAGUCAGCAACUCGAGCUAGCCGCAGCACCGUCGGGGGUUACUUCUUAGCUGGCCGUUCGAUGACCUGGUGGCCUGUAAGUACCAAAGUGGUCUAGACAAUGUGUUUUAAGUUAAAAAGGAUAAAUGUUAAAGCCCCACUGUAAAUACUCAUAUGCUAGUUUUUCUGAAAAAGUCACGAGUCAGAAGCCAAUCAAGUACAUCUUAAUUAUGAGUAAGAUGUAUUUAAGAUGUAGCAAUGACAAGUAAGAUGUAGAUAAGAAAGUAAAUUACAUCUUUUUUUGUUUUGUUUUGUUUUUUGUGUAUCUGUUCAUAGAUUGGAGCCUCUCUGAUGUCCAGUAAUGUUGGCAGUGGUCUAUUUAUUGGUCUGGCAGGAACAGGAGCAGCUGGAGGCCUUGCUGUAGGAGGAUUUGAAUGGAAUGUAAGAAAGAGUAUUACUUACUUGAAUCAAGUCCUUAGUUAAAAGAAACAGCAAUUUUCUGUAAUUGGAAUAGUCAUAUAUUUGCAAAGCUGGUUGGAGUGGGAGUGUCUGAGGAGACCUUUUGGUGUCCUAACAGUAUACAAGUUUCAGAUAUGGAAUCAUGUAUUUGAUGAUUCCAUAUUUAUCUGUACCAAAUACUUGAUGUCUGGACAGCAAACAUCAAAUACUACACUUUUGUUACAUCAUGUAACCAAACCACACGGAGACUAUUUUCUAUUUUCCUUUGUCUGUGCUUUUGAUGGAAAAAUUGGAUGGCCCCUGAUGUUAACACAAGAUAAGGCAGAGCAUAUCAAUCAAUCUUUUAAAUGUCCUCAGCAAUAAUGUCCUCUGCAUAUUUGAGAAUGUCACUUUGUAUGUAAACUCACUGAAUAGAGAAUGUCAUGAAAAAUAUAAUAUGCUAAAUUAUUGUUAAAAAGCAUCAAUCCAAAAUUCAAAUGAGGAACCUUGGCAUUUGAAAUUCAGGUCUUCACUCCAAACAGUACUUGUUUUUGUUGGCAGACUUCUGUUGUUUGUUUACAUAAUGAGUCUAAGGGGUCUUUCACACCUAUGUUGUUUGGUCCAGACAUUCAGUUGGCUUUAUCCUUGCUCUAACAGCCAAAAAGCAAGGGUAGGAGUGAUUUGAAUUGACAUAUAAUGGGAUAACAAGAAUGAUGUGAUUUUGACAACUCUUUCAGCACUUUGACUAUCAAGAAAAAGCAGACAAUUGUGUCAUUGUAACUUGACCAUGUGUGUUUUUGAAGGCAACGUGGGUUCUUGUGGCUCUGGGAUGGAUAUUUAUCCCUGUCUACAUCGCUGCCGGUGUGGUCACUAUGCCUGAAUACCUCGCCAAACGCUUUGGAGGCCAGAGGAUUCGCAUAUACAUGUCUGUUUUGUCACUCAUCCUCUACAUCUUCACAAAAAUAUCCGUAAGACACAAACAUCUUGUUUUUCAAAGACAAUGGUUAACCGCGGCGCAUUUCAGAAUAUAGAACAACCAUUAAUGUGUGUAAAUGUGUGUGUGUUAUGCAGACAGAUAUCUUUUCAGGGGCGUUGUUCAUCCAGAUCUCUUUGGGAUGGGAUCUCUAUCUGUCAACUGGAAUACUGCUGCUCAUCACUGCUGCAUACACAGUGGCAGGUAAAUCACUCACACACCAACACACACACACUGCUGGAUGAUAAUGCAGGCAAGUGCCACACCAUCACCCACAAGAGAAAAAAUAUAUACACUGUAUAUAUUUUUUCUAAAUCACACUACCCCCAAAAAUGACUUAAAUCUUCAUAUCUCAAGAGAUUUUCUCUCUCAUUUGUUCCUACACCAUGCCUGCUGUCCCACAGGAGGUGCAUAUCUACAUCUACUUAAAUGUUUGUCAUUGGCUAGUCAUGAGCACGUAUUUUUGUUGAUUGCUCACUAGUGGGAGUGUGCAGUCAAUUUCAGGAAGAAUUAGUAUUGUUGAAGAGGUGCCUAGGAUCAAGUCCAGGUUUUUCACUGUGCUUAUGAAUACGGUGUAGAUUUUUGGAGCCAAAGACUUUUAUGUGUAAAUCUACAAACUGAUCCACAAACGGUUCAUGAGCGAGACCCUUUGUCCUUUCACUCAGUUGUACACUUGUGGAGGUGGGUUCUGUUGGAUCCUUUUCCCUGAGGGCUUUAGUUAGCUCUAAAUUCCCAUUUAAACAGCCCAUCGCAACUUUUACCACAAAUCCUGUCACUCAGUUAAGAUAUGAAAUUAAUUUAGACACUCUUCUAGUUUCACUAAUCUAUACAGAGAUGAUUAAGUUAAGACUUAUUUAGUUGGGAAUACAUUGUGCAAACCAACCUUUGUUUGUUUGUGGGCAGGUGGUCUGGCAGCAGUGAUCUACACAGAUGCACUCCAGACUGUGAUCAUGGUUGGGGGAUCCUUUACCCUAAUGUUCAUCGGUAAGAUACGCACCCACAUAUGCAACUAUGCGUUCAUUUAUAUACUUAGACACACGCAUACAUUCUGUAGAAGUUGAGUUUCACACAAAAAACGAAAAGGGGAGGACCCACACGCAGACUUAAAAAAUGAAGUCUUUUUAACAAAAGACUAGCUUGGAACAACAACAAAAAAAUGUCCUCAAAUGUAAAAUGUCCAACUGGAAAAAUCCUAAUCCAAAAAAACAAAAACACAGGCAGCAAAAAAUCCUAAAGGGACAAGUCACUGGGAAAAACAAUAAGGUAGGGAUGACGCACACAUACACUGGUAUUGGCAUUGGCAUUUGCACUCGCAUUGGCAUUGGCAUUGGCAUUGACACUGACAACCAACAAAGAAAGAGGGUAAGACAGGGACUAUAUACAAACACUGGGAAACGAGCAACAAGUGAGACAGACAAGACACAAGCGAAACUUAUGAAUGAUUAACAGAGGAGGGAAAACACACAAGGAUUGACUAUGACAAAAUACAACAAUAAACACUGAAAACUGAAGGAAGAAACCAAACUGUGAAAAACAUGAACAACAGGAACAUACUGUAAGAAUAAUUGACAAAGGGGAACAGGAACACUAGGAACAAAUACACAGAAAAUGCAACCUAAUAACAAACCAGGAAAAACUAAAUACACAAGAACAAAUCAUGACAGAGGAACUUUUUACACCUGUGAUAACUGUUUUGUUGGUAGUAAUUGUGCACAGACAGUGAUUCUUUCAUUGUGCUCUUGAGCUCACUAUAUAAUCUUUGUCAGAGAACUCCCUAGAAGAAGCAAAUGAGUCAGUAAUGUAAUGGACAGCCUCUGGUAUAAACAAGGAAAAAUUAUCAGUUAUCGUCUGUUUUCUCCUCUUCUCAUGUUUUCACUUACACAUCUGCUGAAAUAAGAUAUUAAUCUUUAUUAAAAGUAUGUUUCUGUUUUUGUGUGUUUAUGUUUUGUUCAUGAGCACAUGGAUUUUUUUUUGUGUGUUUUUUUUCCAGCAUUCUCCAAAAUUGGCUGGUAUGAUGGCCUUCUUGAUCAUUAUAUGUCAGCUAUUCCGUCAGUGACUGUGGCCAACACGACCUGCCACCUACCUCGUAGUGACGCUUUCAACAUGCUAAGAGACCCUAUUUCAGGGGAUUUACCCUGGCCAGGUUUACUGUUUGGCCUAACUGUACUAGCUACCUGGGUUUGGUGCACAGAUCAGGUAAUUAUACCACAUGUCGCAUGAAUCCAUACAAUAAUGUAACCAGUUUUGGAUUGAUUUGGUUAUGCUAUAGAUAUAGAUCUGCUGCAGAGUACAAUAGUUAUGAGCUAGGGUCCUCUGCCAUACUGAACAUAGCAGGAUUAUACAAACAUACUUUGAUAUUCAUGAAUUAAAUCAGAAAGUUGUGUAUCGUCAAAGUAAGUGUCAAGCUCUUAUUUUUUUUUUAUUCAUUAAUGGCACGACCCAUAGCCCACAUGGUAAGUUUUCCUUAUUGAAUACACCGUUUCAGCUGCUAGGGGGACAAAUGAGCUUAGAAAAAGAAAUUCAGUCAUAGCAGUGUUCGCUGGAUAAUCGUAGGCAUCUAGUACUUAGAAUUACUGUAAACCCUCAAAUAUAGGUCUUGUCAUUACAAGACCUGGCCAAACUGACCUUGUCUUGUCACUGGGUCUGUCUAUGGCUCAACCUCCCACACACAGACUAAGCUGUAACAGACUCUCCUAUGUUUGGUAUGUUUUUUUUUUUAAUGAUGUGUCCACAGAGGGCUGCCAUAGAAUGAUGUACAGUGGUUUUUGUUGCUUUAAUCUGGCUAACGAAGUUCAGUCUUGGUUGGUGCUCUACAUCGGUGUCCUGUUUAUUAUUGUCUCUUUCAAUUAAUUCAGUCAGGUGAACCCAGGAUACGUGGUCACAGUGCUGUUACACACAAUGGAUUAUUUAUGUAUUUCUCAAAUAAUAUGUUGCUUGCUUCAGGAAGAAAGAUGGUUAUAACCUGUGAAACUUGACACAUCUAUCUUGAAUAAACUGUCUGUGCAGGUUAUAGUCCAGAGGUCUCUGUCAGCCAAGUCUUUGUCUCACGCAAAAGGAGGCAGUGUGUUGGGUGGCUACCUCAAACUGCUUCCCAUGUUCUUCAUCGUCAUGCCGGGCAUGAUCAGCCGAGCACUUUUUCCUGGUCAGUCUAUAAGCCGUCCUGUUGUUUAUCUUUUAGAUUACCAAGCUGGAUGUGAUCCUUUCUCAGUGUGCUAGCUAGAUGAAUAAAGGGCUAUUGCUGGUAUUCAUUGGUCUGUUUUCCUGAUUUACAUGUCAUUAAUACUGUUUAAAAUUUCCAGACAAAACAAUUGAAAGAUCCCAUAUUGAUGAAUUUUCUUCUAUAACAUUUCUAUCAAAUUGGAUCAUCCAUGAGAAAGAAAUCAAGCAUGGCUAUUCUUAACAACAUCAGCAGUACACAAUAGAUAACUUUGGUCACUUAAAAUUCCUCAGAAAUACUUUCCAAACCGGUUUGUGAAGGCGUUAUACAUGCCAGAUGGAUUUCUAAGCAGAUUUCUUUUUACAUACCAAUCUUUGAUUUUGCAUGAUCUAGCAUAUGAAUAAAACUCCAGGUAACUUUUGAGGCUCUGAUGCAGUAUCUAGUGAAAUUUUUCCUUAAUUUGGACAAAGAGAGUAUUUCUAGAGAGUAAUUUUUUUGUUGUUGUUGUUGCUAUUUUUGGUAACUUUCUUGUUAGAUAACAUAACCUGCUUGUUUCUGUGUAGAUGAGGUGGGGUGUGUCGAUCCAGCAGUGUGUCAGGAAGUUUGUGGAACUGCUGUUGGGUGCUCCAAUAUUGCCUAUCCUAAAAUGGUGGUGGAGCUAAUGCCAAUGGGUGAGCUUCACACACACGCGCACGCACGCACGAACGCACGCACACACACACACACUGUUUACUGUUGGCAGCUUUAUCUAAAAUAUUUAUUCAUCACCUCUUUUGAUUUCUCAUAUAUUCUUGUGUGUCUUGUGUGUCCCAAGGCAUCUUUAUUCUGAUUCACUCAUGAACUGGAACUCUUUCCAUAAAAUCCCCUGCUCAAAUAUUUAAAAAAAUCUAUUUUGUGGUUCUUUUAUUAGGCAACGGGAUAAACUCACAGAAGCACUAUUGUAAACUGUGGAUUUUUUCUUAUUCCUCUUGCGGACAAAUUUCAAUUCACUGGUAACCCUAUAGCUUUAAGAGUUGUAGGCCAAAUUAUAUAACAAGCCAUGAGGUUUGAUCGGGAUUGGUGUUCUAUUACUUUUCUGUAAUGUAUAUGAAGUUUUUCAUUCUUAUUCUAUUUUUUUAAUGAUUAAGGAUUUAAUGAUAUUUUUAAUGAUCAGCAUUAUUUCUAAACAUACUAUCUCUCUGAAAAUUGUGUUUUUAUUACAGGUCUUCGUGGUUUAAUGCUUGCAGUAAUGUUAGCAGCUCUGAUGUCGUCACUGACCUCCAUCUUUAACAGCAGCUCAACUCUGUUUACUCUGGAUCUGUACCAUAAAGCAAGACCCAAAGCUUCAGAAAGAGAACUCAUGAUUGUUGGAAGGUAGGCAUGUAAACUUUGACCUUACAAAGCAGCAAGUCUAUACAAUAGUUAUGAAUUCUUCUGCAUAAAUAUCAAAGAAAAGAUCCAUCAAAAUUCUGCACCAAAAUGUGAUUGUUUAUUAUCCUCCUUUUUCAUAUUUAUCCAUCUCUCAAUGACUCAAAGACAUCACAAGGACAUUCCCAGUGUUCAUGGAUACUUACAGCACACAGUUUUUCACCAGUGGCCCACUAAUCUCCUAUUUAGUCACCAUUUGUAGUAUAUUUAAAUACAGAUUCCACAAAACUGAACUGAUUCUUUGGCCUCGACCAAAACUAAAAUUGCAGUGUUGUGUUUCUUAACAGGGUGUUCAUCCUGGUUUUGGUGUGUGUCAGUCUGUUGUGGAUUCCUGUCAUCCAAACAGCCAACAGUGGACAGCUCUUUGUUUAUGUCCAGUCAGUGACCAGCUUUCUAGCUCCUCCAAUCACAGCAGUAUUCCUAAUGGCUAUCUUUUGGCCGCGUGCAAAUGAGCAAGUAUGUGUCACACACUCAACACUUGUGUAUGUAUAACUCGAGUUAUAUAUUAAUGUAAAUAUAUAAUUAUAAACAAAGAAGUUAUUUUCAUACAGAAGCUUUUCUCUCCUUACCUUCUCUUUAAAGUUUGUUCUCGUGCGUAAGUUGAGUGCCUGUAAGUUGUUGUGUCUCUAACAAUGUGUUCAUCUAAGCAAAGAGACUUACAGAAUUUAAACACUGAGCCUCUCACUGUCUCUGCUCCUCAUUGAUGUUAAAAGACAGAUUUUUUGAGAGAAGCAUAAGGGACUCCUGGUUAUAACUCGCAGGUUUGUCCAAACUAUCAUUACUGUAGAAACACCAAACUCAUAUUAAAGUGUUCAGGAAGUCCUUACAAUGACCUCACCUGCUUUUUUCUGAUAGGAGCUACCAUUUUUGUCAGAAUAAACCCAAAUAUGAGACCAGCACAGAGGCAAAAAAUCAUUCUUUUUCUCAUCAUUUUGACUGCCUCAGCCUGCAGUGCGUCUAUCAUUUUGGGCAACCAGCUCAAGUUACCGUGGAAACUGUGAGCCUCAGGCCAGGAACACAGCUGAGACCAAUUAACUAAUCAGGGACUGCUCUGAUAUCUCUGCAUCAAUGAAUCUCUUUUUGAGCAAUUUGGUUAACGAUAAAAAGCUGACUCUUAAUUAAAAUCCUUAUUAAGGCCACGGGACAAACACACCGAAGAACUGGCCCCUAAUAGAGAAACUAUAAACUUAAGAGCAGUCCCCUAUACAAUAAUGCCUCAUUAUAGUACUGUAGACUUUUAACUUUUAGGGGUGGGUUUGAGGGGUUACUAACAUAAAUGGUCCCAUUUUACCUGUUGGAGUCAAUAAUUUGUGCGUGUGUGUGUGUGUGUGUGUGUGUGUGUGUGUGUGUGUGUGUGUGUGUGUGUGUGUGUUAUCUCAGGGGGCUUUCUGGGGGCUGAUGUCUGGACUAGUGGUUGGACUUGUUCGCAUGGUUCUUGAAUUCUCUUACCCUCCUCCUUCCUGCGGUCAGAGGGAUCAGCGUCCUGCUGUCCUGGCUGAUGUCCACUAUCUGUACUUCGCUCUCAUCCUGUUGGCUCUCACCUGCCUCAUCAUUGUUGCCAUUAGCUUGGCUACAGCCCCGAUACCUGAAGAAAAUGUGAGAAUAUGUCAUAAGAUUGGUUUGUUGGUAUUCCAACUUUAAGUGAAAGUAAAAACACAGGACUAAACACUAACUAGUUUUUAUCCUGUUGAUUUCAACAUUGAUCUCAUCAUUUGGGUAUGGUGAUUUUCAAAUCAUCGUAUUCAGCUUUUCUUCAUGUUUUACACAACGUCCUGACUUCAUUAGAGUUGGAGUUUGUCUUUAGUCUUAUCAGCUGAGCCACUUGGGGAAUUUUUUUAAGUGAAUGUGGCAUUAAAAAUCACUGUAGUGGUGUUACUUUCCAUAAUGGCUACAGCAGGAGUUUUAGAAGUUUGCCAGAAGAGACACAAAAAGACACUUGAGUAAAGAAAAAAAGCUUUAAUUUCAUUCCUAAAUUACAUUAAACCUAGCCCUAGUUUCACAAAAAUACGGAUUUAUAUUUACUGAAUUUCUUCCUGUUUUGUCUAGCUGUACCGACUAACCUGGUGGUCCAGGUAUAGCCAGGAGCCACGGAUCGACCUCACAGGUUCUCAGGUGACCUCUGAUGUAGUGAACCCUGACUCUGGCUCUGAUUCUGGACAUUUGCCAAAUCCCUCAAGGUGGUACAGAGCUUUGCUUUGGGUCUGCUGUCUGACUGAUGGGAGCAGAGGCUCUGUAUCACCAGGGACUGAGAACAUGGAGCUAAACUCCCUAAAGGAGGAACCUUUGUGGAGAAAUGUCUGCAAUAUGAACGCUCUGAUACUAAUGGCUGUCAAUAUCUUUCUCUGGGGAUACUUUGCCUGAUAUGCAGGUUCCAGAAAUGAUCUACGAUCUGUCAUGAGUAAGUCUAGACUUGUGCACGAGGCUGGAGUUUGGUCUCUUGUUAAACAUUUUAAGUUGUGUAAAAAAAUUGUCCAGUGUUUUAACGGAUAAGCUGCUCUACUCUGCUCUUCAUGUGGAAGUCUGUGUGCUGUACUUGUUCUGACCUUGAAGUGUGUAGGUGUAAUUAUGGAUAAUUAUUUAUUUCAUUGUUUUCAGGGCGGGGGGUGUUACGGCUGUACUUUUUUCUGUUGGUCUUUUUUUCCUUUUGUCCUUCCUCGCUCUGCUCAGGUGAAGUCACUGAUGGACAAUGAAGAUCUGUUCCUUAAGGUGCGUAAAAACCCAAGUUCUACCUGCAGUAGCGAGAGGCUUUUGGAGGGGGAGUGCUAUGGGGUGCCGUUUGUAAAGCAGCCCAUUAUAAAAACAACAGCAAGACUUGGUCACAUUUAGCAAAACAACAGCAAGAUUUAGUCACAUUUAGCUCCAAACAGCAUUUAAAAAAGUGAUGUGAAUUUUCGGCAGUCAUUUUUUUGCGCAUUUACAACAACAUUUAAAUACUAAAACUAAAUGUUAAAUGUUAAAUCUAAAUGUUAAAUCUAAAUCUAAAUGUUAAAUCUAAAUCUAAAUGUUAAAUCUAAAUCUAAGUGUUAAAUAUAAAUCUAAAUGUUAAAUCUAAAUCUAAAUGUUAAAUCUAAAUGUUAAAUCUAAAUGUGUUGGGCGAAACUAAAUAUUUAGCUAAUAUGCAAAUUCACGGUCGGAAACCGGAAGUGCCAAAAUAAAAGCUCCAGAAGGUCAUAUUGAUGAUUCUUGUGUCGAAGAAAACGAAUUAAAACCAAUUUAAGGGGGGGACAAAUACUUGGGGUGACGUUUCGUGUUAAUAACUACCUACAAUAGCGACAGCAACAACAAAAACUUUAUUAGAAAGACUCGAGUUUUCAGUGUCGCUUCUCCGUAUGGCGCGGACACUGUACGAACACACGCACACACACAUGCAGGCGCACAUACCAUACUGCUCCAUGGCAUCUUACCAACUCAAGAAGUGCAUUGGCCAUACGGGUAACGCGGACGACUGGGACGCAGGAAUCCGGGGUUCGAAACCCUGUCUUUUGUCUUCCACUUUGUCUUUUGGGUCAUGUAUUCAUUUAUUCAUUUAUUUAUUUAUUUAUUAGCUUAAUUUAAUUAAUUCACUGCCAUUUAGAAGAGUCUGGCGCAGGUUGUCAGCAAAUCUCGUGUGUUUUUUUUUUUUUUUUUAGGCGGAUUUUCCACUUCGACCAACAAUCCGCCCAUCCUUUGUGCGCGCCCCCCUUCCCCCACCACCACCACCCCGAAACCGGCCCGCGCUGUAUGGUCAAGCUUCUUCAAGCCUGAAUUGAACAAAAAAUGUCCGGGGAUUCUGCGCUCGCGGAGAACAUCGGGAGAGCUGUAUUAGCAGCCAUCAGAACUCUUCCUCCCUCUGCAGCUUCAUCGGUGGCUGUGGCGGACGCUGUGUUCGUACAGUGUCCGCGCCAUACGGAGAAGCGACACUGAAAACUCGAGUCUUUCUAAUAAAGUUUUUGUUGUUGCUGUCGCUAUUGUAGGUAGUUAUUAACACGAAACGUCACCCCAAGUAUUUGUCCCCCCCUUAAAUUGGUUUUAAUUCGUUUUCUUCGACACAAGAAUCAUCAAUAUGACCUUCUGGAGCUUUUAUUUUGGCACUUCCGGUUUCCGACCGUGAAUUUGCAUAUUAGCUAAAUAUUUAGUUUCGCCCAACACAUUUAGAUUUAACAUUUAGAUUUAACAUUUAGAUUUAACAUUUAGAUUUAGAUUUAACAUUUAUAUUUAACAUUUAGAUUUAUAUUUAACAUUUAGAUUUAUAUUUAACAUUUAGAUUUAGAUUUAACAUUUAGAUUUAGAUUUAACAUUUAGAUUUAACAUUUAACAUUUAGUUUUAGUAUUUAAAUGUUGUUGUAAAUGCGCAAAAAAAUGACUGCCGAAAAUUCACAUCACUUUUUAAAUGCUGUUUGAAGCUAAAUGUGACUAAAUCUUGCUGUUGUUUUGCUAAAUGUGACCAAAUCUUGCUGUUGUUUUUAUAAUGGGCUGCUUUACAAACGGCACCCCAUAGAGUGCUGCCCUGUUGGGGGUUCUCGUGUUUUGGUUGUGUUGUGUAAUGGUUGCCUUGUUCAUUCAUUCUUUAGUUGGUCUUUGUUAAUUAUUGAAUUCUUUGUGUGUUUACUAUAAAUCCCAUGACCAAGUUUUGAUGGUGUUUUCUGUUGCUUUGUAUGUGCCAUUGUGUGGAGACACCAUAACAUGUUUUUAAAGAAAAUAAAAGAUGGGAUGUUGUGUUUUUGCAAAGGUGUUAAAUUUGUGUUAUUUUGAUUACAGAUGUUGUUAUUACUUUUAAAAUCCACAGCAGACAAUGUUUUGUGUUUGUGGGUUUAGAAAGUGGAGUUAGAAAAUACCAGGUCCUUGUCAUCUACUCCUCCCACAUAUCAAACGUUUGGCAUGUCUGGGACCCCUGAGGAUGAGCCCACCUUUCCAUGCCCAAGUUUCAAUCUUGGCACUCUGGAGGACCUGCUCAAUGACAAUGAGGACACACAACAUCAGCACAGCAAUAACACCAUAAUUUCGUCAAAUGUGGCGGUUCUGCAGUCACAGGACAUAAUAUCCUCAUCCCUCCAGGAGGGAAGCUGA
Messenger RNA from Xyrichtys novacula (pearly razorfish), 14282 nucleotides. NCBI's taxonomy places the organism in Eukaryota, Metazoa, Chordata, Actinopteri, Labriformes, Labridae. The record is from the annotation of a GenBank genome assembly.